Myripristis murdjan (pinecone soldierfish) is the source of this 1223-nucleotide messenger RNA. RefSeq names its product wingless-type MMTV integration site family, member 7Ba (gene wnt7ba). Lineage: Eukaryota; Metazoa; Chordata; Actinopteri; Holocentriformes; Holocentridae. Gene Ontology annotation, cellular component: extracellular region. The coding region runs from base 1 to 1062 and encodes 353 amino acids. The transcript has 4 exons. Gene Ontology annotation, biological process: neuron differentiation; multicellular organism development; canonical Wnt signaling pathway. Gene Ontology annotation, molecular function: cytokine activity; frizzled binding. The record is from RefSeq and is a predicted model, not a curated record.
AUGCUCAUCAUCUCGUCUCGCAGUGCGCUGCUGUCCGUCUACUAUCCACAGAUCUUCUUCAUCCUCACCAGCGGUAGCUACCUGACACUGUCCUCUGUGGUAGCUCUGGGUGCAAACAUCAUCUGCAACAAGAUACCGGGGCUGGCACCCCGUCAGAGAGCCCUCUGCCAGAGUCGCCCCGAUGCUAUCAUUGUCAUCGGUGAAGGGGCACAACUGGGCAUCAAUGAGUGUCAAUACCAGUUCCGCUACGGCCGGUGGAACUGCUCAGCCCUGGGUGAAAGGACAGUCUUCGGACAAGAGCUGAGAGUAGGGAGUAGGGAGGCAGCAUUCACAUAUGCCAUCACUGCAGCCGGAGUUGCCCACGCAGUGACUGCAGCUUGUAGCCAAGGCAACUUGAGCCAUUGCGGCUGUGACCGGGACAAGCAGGGCUACCAUGAUCACGAGGAAGGCUGGACGUGGGGUGGCUGCUCUGCUGAUGUGAAGUACGGUGUGGAGUUCUCCCGGCGAUUUGUGGACGCCCGUGAGAUAAAGAAAAAUGCCCGCCGGCUGAUGAACCUGCACAACAACGAGGCAGGGCGAAAGAUCCUCGAGGAGAGGAUGAAGCUGGAGUGUAAGUGUCAUGGUGUGUCGGGCUCCUGUACCACCAAGACCUGCUGGACCACCCUGCCCAAAUUCAGAGAGGUUGGUUACCUGCUGAAGGAACGUUAUGGUGAAGCAGUUCAAGUGGAGCCGGUUCGGGCCUCGCGGCUCCGUCAGCCUUCCUUCCUGCGUCUCAAAGAGGCUCGGGGCUACCAGAAGCCCACGGACACAGACCUGGUGUACCUGGAGCGCUCGCCCAACUACUGCGAGGAAGACAAAGCCACAGGUAGCACAGGGACGCGGGGCAGACUGUGCAACGGCACCUCUCCCCAUACGGACGGCUGCAACCAGAUGUGCUGCGGCCGUGGUCACAACACCCACCAGUAUACGCGUGUUUGGCAGUGUAACUGCAAGUUCCAGUGGUGUUGCUUUGUCAAGUGCAACACAUGCAGCGAGAAAUCAGAGGUGUUCACUUGCAAGUAGGGGACGAAGAAGUGGGGCACUGAGGGAGGUUGGGGAAAAGGGACAAGGGACAAUGGUAAGGCCAUGAGAGUGGAUGUGAAGAAGUGGAAUUUGAAGAGGAGGACUUGGAAAUACUGAUUCAUCGUUUUGCACAUUUUGACAUCCUAUUUGGAAAUCUUUUG